Messenger RNA from Drosophila nasuta, 3398 nucleotides. RefSeq names its product transmembrane receptor protein eater (gene eater). The coding region runs from base 31 to 3294 and encodes 1087 amino acids. The transcript has 3 exons. The record is from RefSeq and is a predicted model, not a curated record. NCBI's taxonomy places the organism in Eukaryota, Metazoa, Arthropoda, Insecta, Diptera, Drosophilidae.
UGUAGCAGAGUGAGGACAGAUUUAUUCGCAAUGCUCGUCCGUCGCGUAAUAUUAAUUCUGGCAUUAAUGCCCAGCCUUUCGUUGGCUGCAUCUUUAAAAAAUUGCCCCAAAGGCUACAGAAAAAUUGGAUUACAAACACCCAAAUGUGUUGCCAUCUGCAAGCAAAAAUGUGGUAGUGGCAACUGUAUAAAGCCCAACGUUUGCUCUUGCUCUAUAGGAUACGAGAAUCUUAACAAAAUUAAAUCGAAUCGCUGUGUGCCCAAAUGUAAAGGCGGAUGUCUUAAUGGUUAUUGUGCUGCCCCUAAUAAAUGUAAUUGUGCGAAAAAACAUAAGCUUAACGUAACGACUGGUCAUUGUCUUCCCAUUUGCGACAGCGGGUGUCCGAAUGGAUCGUGUAAGAUUCCUGGAGUUUGUAGCUGCAAUGAGGGAUUUACAUUGAAUCCCACAACUCAAACUUGUCAUCCGCAGUGCAAAGAUGGUUACAAAUUAGAUUUCACUGACAAUCGAUGCAUUCCAGUUUGCAGUACACCCUGCGAUAACGGCUUUUGUAGUGCGCCGGAAACUUGUGGCUGCAAUGAGAACUAUCAGAAAGGUCUCGAUAAUAAAUGUGCUCCAAUUUGUAAAGAGGGCUGCUUAAACGGCAUAUGCACAUCCCCAGGAAAAUGUGAAUGUCUCACUGGAUAUCAGCGAGAAAGUGAUUCGAGUUGUUCACCUUACUGCAAAAAUGAAUGUCGCAACGGAUACUGUGAGUCUCCUAAUAUGUGUGCUUGCAAUAAUGGAUAUAGUAUGACAGAUGGGAAAACUUGUCAACCUAUUUGUGAUGGCGGAUGCGUGAAUGGAAUCUGUAGUGCUCCAGGAGAAUGUUCUUGCCUAGAUGGGUUCAACAAGGAAAGUAGGAACAGCUGCGCUCCAAUUUGUAACGAUGACUGUAAGAACGGAUUCUGCAGCGCACCGGGAGAAUGUUCUUGCAACGAUGGAUACAAGAAAGAAAGUGAGAACAGCUGUGCUCCAAUUUGUAAGGAUGAAUGUAUAAACGGAUUCUGCAGCGCACCGGGAGAAUGUUCUUGCAACGAUGGAUACAAGAAAGAAAGUGAAAACAGCUGUACUCCGAUUUGUAAGGAUGAAUGUAUAAACGGAUUCUGCAGCGCACCGGGAGAAUGUUCUUGCAACGAUGGAUACAAUAAAGAAAGUGAGAACAGCUGUACUCCGAUUUGUAACGAUGACUGUAAGAACGGAUUCUGCAGCGCACCGGGAGAAUGUUCUUGCAACGAUGGAUACAAGAAAGAAAGUGAAAACAGCUGUACUCCGAUUUGUAACGAUGAAUGUAUAAACGGAUUCUGCAGUGCACCGGGAGAAUGUUCUUGCAACGAUGGAUACAAGAAAGAAAGUGAAAACAGUUGUACUCCGAUUUGUAAGGAUGGAUGUAUAAACGGAUUCUGCAGCGCACCAGGAGAAUGUUCUUGCCUAGAUGGAUACAGAAAGGAAAGUGAGAACAGCUGUACUCCGAUUUGUAAGGAUGACUGUAAGAACGGAUUCUGCAGCGCACCAGGAGAAUGUUCUUGCCUAGAUGGAUACAGAAAGGAAAGUGAGAACAGCUGUACUCCGAUUUGUAAGGAUGACUGUAAGAACGGAUUCUGCAGCGCACCAGGAGAAUGUUCUUGCCAAGAUGGAUACAGAAAGGAAAGUGAGAACAGCUGUACUCCGAUUUGUAAAGAUGACUGUAAGAACGGAUUCUGCAGCGCACCAGGAGAAUGUUCUUGCCAAGAUAGAUACAGAAAGGAAAGUGAGAACAGCUGUACUCCGAUUUGUAACGAUGACUGUAAGAACGGAUUCUGCAGCGCGCCGGGAGAAUGUUCUUGCAACGAUGGAUACAAGAAAGAAAGUGAAAACAGUUGUACUCCGAUUUGUAAGGAUGAAUGUAUAAACGGAUUCUGCAGCGCACCAGGAGAAUGUUCUUGCCAAGAUAGAUACAGAAAGGAAAGUGAGAACAGCUGUACUCCGAUUUGUAACGAUGACUGUAAGAACGGAUUCUGCAGCGCGCCGGGAGAAUGUUCUUGCAACGAUGGAUACAAGAAAGAAAGUGAAAACAGUUGUACUCCGAUUUGUAAGGAUGAAUGUAUAAACGGAUUCUGCAGCGCACCAGGAGAAUGUUCUUGCCAAGAUGGAUACAGAAAGGAAAGUGAGAACAGCUGUACUCCGAUUUGUAAGGAUGAUUGUAGGAACGGAUUCUGCAGUGCACCGGGAGAAUGUUCCUGCAACGAUGGAUAUAGGAGAGAAAGUGAAAACAGCUGUACUCCGAUUUGUAAGGAUGAAUGUAUAAACGGAUUCUGCAGCGCACCAGGAGAAUGUUCUUGCCUAGAUGGAUACAGAAAGGAAAGUGAGAACAGCUGUACUCCGAUUUGUACGGAUGACUGUAAGAACGGAUUCUGCAGCGCACCAGGAGAAUGUUCUUGCCUAGAUGGAUACAGAAAGGAAAGUGAGAACAGCUGUACUCCGAUUUGUAAGGAUGAAUGUAGGAACGGAUUCUGCAGUGCACCGGAAGAAUGUUCUUGCAACGAUGGAUACAGAAAGGAAAGUGAGAACAGCUGUACUCCGAUUUGUAAGGAAGAAUGUAGGAACGGAUUCUGCAGUGCACCGGAAGAAUGUUCUUGCAACGAUGGGUAUAAAAUAGAGGACGAUAGUUGUGUACCUAUAUGCAAAAAUGGUUGUAUCAAUGGUAUUUGCGAGUCUCCCAAUAAAUGUCAUUGUGAUGAAGGAUAUAGUAACAUAGGCGAAACAUGCGUGGCCCAAGUGACCGAGACCUUGACGACCAUUGGAGUGUAUACAACUGAAAGCCCAAACUACAUUCAAGCUUCUGGAAAUAAUCUUACGGUUGAUUGCGCUGAGCGCUGUAGGAACGGAAGCUGUGUAAAUGACGAAUGCAUUUGUUGGACGGACUACAGAUUAACAGAAGAUGCUUUCAAUACAACCAACCUACUUUGUCUUCCAAUCUGUGAAUGGGAAUGCAUUCAGGGAUAUUGCAUAUAUCCGAACGUGUGCGCCUGCAACGAUGGACAGCUGUCGGAGUUUGAAGAUGGGUGCGUGUUUAAUGGAAAUACCGAGAAUGCUGGUCAAACACGCCACAUAAGAAUGAAGACUCUGCUGUUUGCUUUAAUUGGCACCUCUGUGUUGCUGAUGCUUGUUAUCUGCUCCGUGAUGUACACAUUUAGAAAAAGAGGUUACAGAGUGGGAGAGAAGGAAGAACGAUAUGGAGUAAACUAUUUGUCCAAUCAAGCAGACAUUAUUCGAGCCUAAUUUCCAAUCAAAAAUGUCAAUAAUAUAAAUUCUAAAAAGUUUUUAUUUACAUAUAACUACAUGAUUUUUAAUUAAAGUUGAUCUAUUGUCAUUUAAUGUAAUUA